CUAGUUUCCUGUCAUUCUUCACUUUCCUUAAUUGUUGAUGAGCUCUGGUGAGCCGUCGCGCUGAAUUCCAAAUCCUGCAUUUCGGUUGGUCCCGAUCGAACCUUCAUUCCCUCCCUCCUUUUGGACGUUUCUUCGAAAUUCGACUGCCGUCAAGAUGGAUCCGACGCAUAUUCCUCCCGUCGGCCCUGCGGAGGGCACGGAGCUGCCCCACGAGAAUCAGCCUGCCUUCGAAAUGCCCACCCACGCCACCGACCUGGUGGCUCCGGACGAGAUGGUCAGCCCGGCGGCAUAUAACAACAACGGUUACAGCAGCGACUCUCGCGCCAACUAUUCCUCUCAUACCUACGAAUUCAACUCGCCCACUCGGGACGUGCAGUCAGUAGAUGGUGAUCAGCCUCGUCCGGCCCUGUCGCCCACGUUGACCCAUCAGCCGCUAGCCCCGUCGUCGUCACGACCCAGCUCGGGAUUGUCCCAUAACCAUGACCGACCGGGUAACUCGCAGCUCACCCAGGAGGUGGGCGGGAAGCAGUCGCAGCAGUCGAAGAACAGCGUGGUGAUCAAGGUCGGAAUGGUGGGCGAUGCGCAGAUCGGAAAGACGAGUUUGAUGGUGAAAUACGUGGAGGGAAGCUGGGAUGAGGACUAUAUUCAAACGCUGGGCGUCAACUUCAUGGAGAAGACGAUUUCCAUCCGCAAUACGGAGAUCACCUUUUCGAUCUGGGAUCUUGGUGGUCAGCGCGAAUUCGUCAACAUGCUGCCGCUGGUGUGCAACGACGCCGUGGCGAUCCUGUUCAUGUUCGAUCUCACCCGCAAGAGCACGCUGAAUUCGAUUAAAGAGUGGUAUCGUCAGGGCCGGGGGUUCAACAAGACGGCCAUUCCGUUCCUAAUCGGCACCAAGUACGAUCAUUUCGUCAACUUCCCGCGCGAGGACCAAGAGGAGAUCUCUAUCCAGGCGAGGCGAUUCGCCCGGGCCAUGAAAGCUAGCUUGAUCUUCAGCAGUACCAGCCACUCGAUCAACGUGCAAAAGAUCUUCAAAAUCGUCCUCGCGAAAGCCUUCGACCUGAAGUGCACAAUCCCCGAGAUCGAGAACGUCGGCGAGCCGCUGCUGCUGUACAAGAAUGUCUAAUCACGAUGACAACGGAGGAGUGGAUAACGAUUAUGUACAUUGGGACGAAGUCAUGUUGACGAUCGAUCGAACUUCUCUCCCUCGAGCCGAGUUGGAGACGGUGAUCAAUCAUGCAGAAAGUGGUCACAGAUGGGGUGCUUCCGUGCAUUCUCUCUUUUUGUCUUUCCUUCUUCCUUUCUUUAGCAUUGGGAUGCGUCCAGGGUUUUUCCUCUUUCUUUUCUUGUUAUUAUUCUCUUCUACCUUUCUCCUUCGCCUUCCAUCUUCACCUACCAUUCUUUCCGUUCAAUUCCCCACCUGUUUUCUAAUCUCUUUGCCCGAUCGCCCAUCUGUUGUGUCUUACUGUGGACGGGAGACUCAAAUGAUGGCGUGCUAGAAGUCUGUCUAAUACUGUUUCCUCUGUGAAAAUUAGGUUACAUUGUCAUGAGCAAUGUGAUAUGUUCAUUUACUUGAAUCAAGUUAUUUUGGAG
This is a messenger RNA of Aspergillus steynii IBT 23096, 1590 nucleotides long. Its product is annotated as Spg1/Tem1 GTP-binding protein. Gene Ontology annotation, molecular function: GTP binding; GTPase activity. Gene Ontology annotation, biological process: regulation of exit from mitosis. The transcript is spliced from 5 exons. The record is from RefSeq and is a predicted model, not a curated record. Bases 155 to 1123 code for a protein of 322 amino acids. NCBI's taxonomy places the organism in Eukaryota, Fungi, Ascomycota, Eurotiomycetes, Eurotiales, Aspergillaceae. Gene Ontology annotation, cellular component: spindle pole body.